AUGGAUCUACUAGUAGAUAGAAUGGAGAGAAAGGAUAGGGAAGGUGUUCCUGCGUUUCUCUCUAUGGGUGGGCAGAAUAAAAGAUGGGGGAUGGAGAAGUUCAAAGCUCCCUCAGUUGAGGAAGGUUCCACUAAGGAUACCACUACCAAAUUACAGAAGUCACCUCUCAUAGUGGUAAAUGAUGUCCCUAUAACUACGAUGAACACCGAAGAACAAGACAGGUCCAUGUUAAAUUUGCAACGAUAUUUUUCGAAUGGUUAUGAUGAGCAUGCUAUGAUCAGUGAUUCAGACAGUGAGGACGAUUCCAGAGAUUAUAGUUCAAGGAAAUUAAAUGAGGGAACAAGGAGGGCGAAGAUCAUACCAGUACCUACUACAACUGGUAGUAGUGGUAGUACUAGUACUACAUCCAUGAGAGAGUCUGGGUUUGAUGUAUCGGCAGCCGGAACAGGAAGAUUUAGUGACUUAGAGUUUAAUUUCCAUGUGAGUCCCAAGAGUCAUACGUUAGCAGUCUCACAUAGUCCCAGUCGUGUAAUGCCGACACCUUCCAUGUCUACAACAGAGGAAUCUCUAAUUAGUCCCAGAGAAUCUAGAAAUGGAUCGAUAUCAGAGAUGUCAUCUAUGCAUCGUCGAAGUUCUAUGUUUCUUUCAACACCAAGUUCUGCAUUCAUGAAGAAUGGUAGAUCAAUGUCUAGUCAUUUCAGUUCUUCAAGUAGUAUGAACAAUAAGAAAAGACUUGUCAAUCAAUUUUUAAAACCUAGUGAGAUGGAAAAUGAGCCCUCGCAGGCACAAUAUCAUUCAACGGGACAACUUCACCAAUUGCAUCGUCCAUCAACAUCAUCAUCAAGCGGAAUAUCCUCAUUGCAUGCACCUUUCAGUACAAUGAGAUCAAACGAAUUAAACUUACCACAUCGUGAUAGCAAUACCAGUUCGUCAUCGUCAAGUUAUACCCAAUUGCAUAACGUGCUUCUAAAAGAUUUAGAUUCUUCAAAACAACCAUCGAGUAAUCAGGGCUGGACCCUAGGCUCGUCAAGUUCUUCACCAUUCCCAUCAAUUAUGAACAUGGAUAAUAUAAGUUCUUCUGAGGGGUCGAAAUCAGUUAUCCCCAAGACGAUUGCUCCAGAAUUUCGUUCAGUGAAUUAUAAUGGCUCCAAUGCACCCAAUAAAGCGGCUGGGACAUCAAAUUAUCAACCACAAAAUGAAAUUUUAAAAACUAAAGACGAGGAUCCCGAUAUGUCAUUAUAUUAUGAGAAACAUAUACAUAAGAGUCUUUCGAAUUUGCAAUCAAAACUUAAGGAGACAUUUCAAAACAAAGUCAUACAAGAAGAGAUCAAGUUCACUACAAUGUUGCAACAUUUCGAUCAACUGAGUGAAGAUUACGAUAAAGUUAAUAAAAGUAUCCGUGAACUCCGAGAUGCAAUGGAUAACAAUUAUAACACCAAAGUCAAACAACGAUUCAAUUUAACCGAUAAAAAAUCGUUCCAAUGUCAGAUGAAUUGUACGAUUGGCGACUGUGUCAAGGAUCUACAGAGUCUCGAGGCCCGUAUGCGUGCAUGCCAGGACAAACUGGCUUCACAAAAAGAAACUAUCCGCAAAUUCGACAACUUGCUGGUAGUCGAGAAUACUUUGCAAGAGCUUGACAAGAACACAAAUUCAAUGCAUAAAUACAAAUAUUUCGUCUGUGAUGUUGUCCUCGUGAGCAUGAUAGCUAUGGCAAUAAUGUUAUAUAGACAUACCCCCUCCAUAUGA
Maudiozyma saulgeensis is the source of this 1746-nucleotide messenger RNA. The record is from the annotation of a GenBank genome assembly. Lineage: Eukaryota; Fungi; Ascomycota; Saccharomycetes; Saccharomycetales; Saccharomycetaceae.